This is a messenger RNA of Brassica oleracea var. oleracea, 354 nucleotides long. RefSeq names its product MADS-box transcription factor 23-like. Gene Ontology annotation, biological process: regulation of transcription by RNA polymerase II. The transcript is spliced from 2 exons. Bases 1 to 354 code for a protein of 117 amino acids. Gene Ontology annotation, molecular function: protein dimerization activity; RNA polymerase II cis-regulatory region sequence-specific DNA binding; DNA-binding transcription factor activity, RNA polymerase II-specific. NCBI's taxonomy places the organism in Eukaryota, Viridiplantae, Streptophyta, Magnoliopsida, Brassicales, Brassicaceae. The record is from RefSeq and is a predicted model, not a curated record.
AUGGGGAGAGGAAAAAUAGAGAUGAAGAAGAUUGAGAAUGUGAACAGUCGUCAAGUCACUUUCUCAAAGAGUCGUAACAGGUUGAUAAAAAAGGCGAACGAGCUUUCAUUUCUCUGUGAGGUCGAUGUCAUCGUCUUCUCCAGCACCGUCAAUGUUUACUAUUUCUCCAAAGGGUUGAUAAAAAAGGCGAACGAGCUUUCGUUUCUCUGUGAGGUCGAUGUCAUCGUCUUCUCCAGCACCGUCAAGGUUUACUAUUUCUCCAGCGGAAGAGAAGAAACGAGGGUCGUCUUCCCUCUUCGUGCGACGUUCUAUGUUGUUUCCGCUUACUUUUACCUUCUGAAACGGUUUGAGUAA